Molecule: messenger RNA, 2367 nt
Organism: Trichoderma atroviride IMI 206040
Lineage: Eukaryota; Fungi; Ascomycota; Sordariomycetes; Hypocreales; Hypocreaceae
Source: RefSeq, a predicted model, not a curated record
CUAAACAAAAUUAGCAAAACGGACCCAUAUUACGACAAAGAGCGAAUCUUGGAAACAAAGGGUCCCUUUCUACACGAAUCCUUCAGUUGGAUUCUCGAUCAUGAAGGCUUCAAGAAAUGGCGCUACACUACGGAGAGUGGCGUACUUUGGAUUAAAGGCGACCCAGGAAAAGGCAAAACAAUGCUCCUCUGCGGUAUUAUUGAAGACUUGGAAAAGCAUCCUGGACCAAACACCAACCUAGGCUAUUUCUUCUGCCAAGCCACGGACUCGAGGAUUAAUUCUGCUACUUCGGUUGUGGCGGGGUUAAUUGUAUCGCUCCAACAUACGGCACUUCUUGGAUCUCUUCACAAAAAAUAUAAUGAUAAAUUACAUCAGCUUGAAGGACCUAACGCGUGGGCUGUUCUGUGCGAUAUAUUUGAAACAGUCAUCAAGGAUGCAGCAGCCCCUAUCUGUAUUGUCGAUGCUCUCGAUGAAUGCAAGGAUAAUCGCAAACCACUUCUAAACCUCAUCGUUGAUACAAGUGCCCACGUAAAGUGGCUGCUAUCGAGUCGAAAUGUUAAAGACAUUGAACGAGAUCUCCGAAAGAUUGAAUCCAAUCGGAGACUAAGCCUAGAGCUAAAAGCGAAUGCCGAAAACAUCUCCAAAUCUGUCGAUACUUACAUUGAUAACUCUAUCCAAGACAUUGAAGCAUUGGAAGAUGAUCAUGAGCUUCAAAUCCAGACAGCGAAAACGCUUAAAAAAAAAGCAAACGGCACGUUCCUAUGGGUGGCUCUCGUAAUUGAACAGUUGCGCGAUACAGGCCGUCGGAAUGUGGAGGACGUCCUCAAAGAAAUACCAGCAGGUCUAGAAAACCUCUAUAAGCUGAUAAUAGAGCGAGUUAACUCGAAACUGAGACCAAGAGAUCAAGAAGCCUGUCGAGUCCUCUUCUCUAUUAUUACUACGGCUGAGAGGCCCCUUCAUCUUAAAGAACUUCGUUUAUUUAUAAGUUCUCAGUGGGCAGAUUACAAAGCUACCUAUGAUAUACGGGAUAUACAAGAUAUCGUGAAAGAUCUUAGUUCUCUCUUGUAUAUAAGAGACGAUACUGUCUACUUCAUUCACCAGUCAGUCAAAGAUUACAUGGUGGAUUGUGCCACUACAAGCAAUUUCCCUUUAGGAAUCGAGUACCAGCAUUAUCAAAUGGCUAGAACUUCACUGGAGGCAAUGUGCCAAACCCUUAAGCACGACAUAUGCGAUUUGAAAGAUCCUGGAAGCAAACUACAAGAUGACCAUGCGCAAAUUCCUGAUCAGUUGAGGUCAGUAGCAUACUCUUGCGUAUAUUGGGUCGAGCAUCUAGUUCGAGGAUGCAGCUCUGAAGUAAUCACAGCUGAAGACCUCUCUAAAGUUGAUGGUAUUCUUCGUUCGUUUCUAACAGUCAAAUACCUAUGCUGGCUAGAAUCUUUGGCUCUCUUACGUAGCUUUGAGCAGCGCGGGGUAGUGGCCAUCGAGAAGCUGAGAAAUUGGGCUGCCAAUGCGAAUUAUCUCAGCAGAUUCAUUAGCGAUGCCUAUGAUUUUUUCCAUUCCUGCAAAGAUUACGUGAAGAACUGGCCUCUACAGCUGUACUAUUCAGCGAUUCUAGUUUAUUCCUGGGAUUCAUCCGCACUCUGUGUGUUGAGCGGUUCUUCUUACUCGAACAGUCGUACCAUCGUGGUCUACAGAACAGAUACCAUGGUACAAACAGUUGAACGGAGAAUAGACAACAACGGCCGUUAUCAUGUCUCCUUUUUGCCCGAUUCUAAACACUUGAUUUCAGUUUCUUCUACUGGCAUCGUUCGAAUAUGGAGAGCUGAUGCAAGAGGUACCUCCACUGAAUUGCACAAUACUGCUUACCCUCCCUCGUCCGUAACUAUAUCGCCCAAGUCGGAAUACGUCGCAGCACAGAGUCUCGGAGGAUGCAUCAAUAUAUGGAGCGGAGACACCGGCGAGAGUGUUCAGGUGCUCAAAGGAGGAGGUCGCAGCAAAGGCUGGCCUGUCUUUUCACCCAACUCAGAAUUCAUUGCCUGUGAAGAUGAGGGUCAAACUGAUGUUCGAAUAUGGUGUGUCGACACUGGAAAGUCCAUUCACAAACUUCAAGGCCCGAACCAACCGAGGGGGAGCUUACAGCGCCUCCAUAAAGUCUUUUCGGGCGAUUCGAAAUACCUAUUUAUAGCUUAUAAAAAUUGGGAGGUAAAGGUUUGGUGCGUGGAUUCAGGCAAAUGCGUAUCUGAAACGGAUGGAAGGGUAUUUUGGAGCCCUUUUGUUAUCUCUCCCGCGGGGCUGGCGACUUCUCGCGACUCGAAAUAUCUUGCUGCAGCUGGUGGCAGCUGGAACUGGGAAGUGCGCAUCUGGGAU